CGCCGGCCAGUCAAUCAGCGGCAGAGCUGAAGAGGGCACAGCGGUGCGGCCGAGGGCAGAGCGAGCCGAGCCGAGUCGAGCUAUCAGGGCGGACCAGCGCCGGGCAGCCCGAGCCGCGCGCCGCGAGCGCCCGCCGCCGCCCCUCACGCCCUCCUCGGCCCCCGCGGCGCCUGCCACCUUCCCCUCCUUCCCCGCGCCCCUGUCCCGCCUCCGGUCAGCCCGCCCCGAUCGCUGCCCCCGCGGAGCCGGGAGGUCACCGGCCCGCGCCUCCGCUCCCCUGGGCCGCGCACCGCCUCCACGCCCUCCUCCUCCUCCCCGGGCUGGGCGCCUGGCACCGGGGACCGUUGCCUGACGCGCGAGGCCCAGCUCCACUUUUCGCCCCGCGUCUACUCCUCCUCCUGCUGCUCUCCUCCUCCUCGUCCAACUCCUCCAACUCCCCUCGCCCUCAGACUCCGCUCGCGAGUCCCCGACUCCGCGCCCGCCCGCCACUUUCCGUCCCGUCCCGAAGGUGGGAGCGCGUCCGCCCCGGCCGGCACCAUGGCACGGUUCGUCUUGCCCGCGCUGCUCUGCACCCUGGCCGCGCUCAGCGCCGCGCUGCUGGCUGCCGAGCUCAAGUCGAAAAGUUGCUCGGAAGUGCGACGUCUCUACGUGUCCAAAGGCUUCGACAAGAACGAUGCCCCCACGCACGAGAUCAACGGUGAUCAUUUGAAGAUUUGUCCCCAGGGUUAUACCUGCUGCUCCCAAGAGAUGGAGGAGAAGUACAGCCUGCAAAGUAAGGAUGAUUUCAAAAGUGUGGUCAGUGAACAGUGCAAUCAUUUGCAAGCUGUCUUUGCGUCCCGUUACAAGAAGUUUGAUGAAUUCUUCAAAGAACUACUUGAAAAUGCGGAGAAAUCCCUGAAUGACAUGUUUGUGAAGACAUAUGGUCACUUGUACAUGCAAAAUUCCGAGCUAUUUAAAGAUCUCUUCGAAGAGUUGAAGCGCUACUAUGUGGCGGGAAAUGUGAACCUGGAAGAAAUGCUGAAUGACUUCUGGGCCCGCCUCCUGGAGCGGAUGUUCCGCCUGGUGAACUCCCAGUACCACUUCACAGACGACUAUCUGGAGUGCGUGAGCAAGUACACGGAGCAGCUGAAGCCCUUUGGAGAUGUCCCUCGGAAACUGAAGCUCCAGGUCACUCGUGCAUUUGUAGCAGCCCGCACUUUUGCUCAGGGCUUAGCAGUUGCAAGAGAUGUAGUGAGCAAAGUCUCGGUGGUAAAUCCCACAGCCCAGUGUACCCAUGCCCUGUUGAAGAUGAUCUACUGCUCCCACUGCCAAGGUCUCGUGACUGUGAAACCCUGUUACAACUACUGCUCCAACAUCAUGAGAGGUUGUUUGGCCAACCAAGGGGAUCUUGAUUUCGAGUGGAACAAUUUCAUAGAUGCUAUGCUGAUGGUGGCCGAGAGGUUAGAGGGUCCUUUCAACAUUGAAUCGGUCAUGGAUCCCAUCGAUGUGAAGAUUUCGGAUGCUAUUAUGAACAUGCAGGAGAACAGCGUGCAGGUGUCUCAGAAGGUUUUCCAGGGAUGUGGACCCCCUAAGCCUCUCCCAGCUGGUCGGAUUUCCCGUUCCAUCUCUGAAAGUGCCUUCAGUGCCCGCUUCAGACCCUUUCACCCCGAGGAGCGCCCAACCACAGCAGCUGGCACUAGUUUGGACCGACUGGUUACUGAUGUCAAGGAGAAACUGAAACAGGCCAAGAAGUUCUGGUCCUCUCUUCCUAGUAACGUCUGCAACGAUGAGAGGAUGGCUGCAGGAAACGGCAAUGAGGAUGACUGCUGGAAUGGCAAAGGCAAAAGCAGGUACCUGUUUGCAGUGACAGGAAACGGAUUAGCCAACCAGGGCAAUAAUCCGGAAGUCCAGGUUGACACCAGCAAACCGGACAUACUGAUCCUUCGUCAAAUCAUGGCUCUUCGAGUUAUGACCAGUAAAAUGAAGAAUGCUUAUAAUGGGAAUGAUGUGGACUUCUUUGAUAUCAGUGAUGAGAGCAGUGGAGAAGGAAGUGGAAGUGGAUGUGAGUAUCAGCAGUGCCCUUCGGAGUUUGAGUAUAAUGCAACUGACCACUCUGGGAAGAGUGCCAACGAUAAAGCCAGCAGCGCUGAGGUCCCCGCUGGGGCCCGGCCCUACCUCCUCACUGUCUUCUGCGUCUUGGCCCUGGUUAUGCAGAGAGAAUGGAGAUAAUUCUCAACCUUAGAGAAAAAGUGUUCAUCAUCAAAAAGUUAAAAAGGCACUGGUUAUCACUUUUAUACCAUCCUAGUGACUUUGCUUUUUAAAUGAAUGGACAACAAUGUACAGUUUUUACUAUGUGGCCACUGGUUUAAAAGAUGCUGACUUUGUUUUUUUCAUUCAGUUUUGCGGGAAAAGGGGACUUGUACGUAAGGUCAGUCCUGCUCCCUCAGAAUCAUGUUAAAUGUGGCUAACAGUGUAGGUACAGAACUGUAGUUAGUUGUGCAUUUGUGAUUUUUAUCACUCUGUUUGUUUGUUUUUUUUGUUUUGUUUUGUUUGUUUGUGGGUUUUUUUUUUCUUCAAUACGGUCUCACCUUGUUUCUUACAAGAAAACCAGGGUCCUUUCUUGGCAUGUAACAUGUAUGUAUUUCUGAAAUAUUAAAUAGCUGUACAGAAGCAGGUUUUA
This is a messenger RNA of Eubalaena glacialis (North Atlantic right whale), 2659 nucleotides long. RefSeq names its product glypican 4 (gene GPC4). The coding region runs from base 538 to 2208 and encodes 556 amino acids. Lineage: Eukaryota; Metazoa; Chordata; Mammalia; Artiodactyla; Balaenidae. Gene Ontology annotation, cellular component: synapse; plasma membrane; cell surface. The record is from RefSeq and is a predicted model, not a curated record. Gene Ontology annotation, biological process: regulation of signal transduction; regulation of protein localization to membrane; cell migration. The transcript has 9 exons.